This is a messenger RNA of Bombus terrestris (buff-tailed bumblebee), 3923 nucleotides long. Its product is annotated as phospholipid scramblase 3. Gene Ontology annotation, biological process: plasma membrane phospholipid scrambling. Gene Ontology annotation, cellular component: plasma membrane. The record is from RefSeq and is a predicted model, not a curated record. The transcript has 7 exons. Gene Ontology annotation, molecular function: phospholipid scramblase activity. Bases 273 to 1265 code for a protein of 330 amino acids. Lineage: Eukaryota; Metazoa; Arthropoda; Insecta; Hymenoptera; Apidae.
AAAUAGAUCAAUAAGAAAAAUAUCUAAAGAGAUGUGCGUGACAAGAAAAUUCGAUUUCUAUUGAGCUUGUUGCUUCGUAUGUUUUUAUUGAAUAUUUCCCUUUCUUUUACAUAGUGUUGAAAAAAAAGAAAGACAGGGUUAGGGAGGGAGAAACAGGGACAACAAGAAAAAAGAAAGAGAUAACGAGAAACUACAAUUUCAGGGAAGAUAGGAGUUUAAGAAGUUUUAUCUUGUCGUGGAUUUUAAGAAAGUAAUUUAUUCAAACAAAAAAGAUGAAUUCGACUUCUUAUUCUGCGCUACAACCAUAUCCGCCGACUAUUGCUACUGCACCAUCACCUGGUGCAUUUUCAAUACCUCAACCUGGAAUACCACAACCCGGGGUGGCACCUGGGAUACCACAACCCGGGGUGGCACCUGGGAUACCACAACCCGGAGUGGCACCUGGGAUACCACAACCCGGGGUGGCACCUGGGAUACCACAACCCGGGAUGGCACCUGGGAUACCACAACCUGCACCACCACCAUAUGGGAUAUCAAUGCCAGGACCUGAAGCGCCACAACCCGAGUUACCAAUGAUACCACAAGGUGGCUGGUCACCGCAGAAUACGACUUGUCCACCCGGCUUGGAAUACCUUAUAGUCCUUGAUCGUCUGUACGUACAACAACAACUUGAGUUAUUGGAAGUUGUCGUUGGAUGGGAGACUGAGAACAAAUACCUUAUAACGAAUGCUACUGGCCAGCCAUUGUUUUAUGUCAUGGAAGAGUCAAAUGUAUGCGCGCGGCUAUGCCUCGGUACUCUACGUAGUUGUGAAUUACACGUGGGCGACACCAAUCACAGGGAAGUCCUACGUAUGGUUCGACCCUGCAGGUGUACAGGUUGCUGUUGCUUUUGUUGCAUGCAGAUGCUAGAGGUGUAUUCUGGAGACAUGCUUCUCGGUUCUGUAACAGAAAAUUGCCAUAUUUUUAGGCCUUCGUUUUCUAUUCGCGAUGCAUCUGGGAAAAUAGUCUUAAGGAUUAAGGGACCAUGCUUUAGAUGUUGCGGAAACGUGACAUAUAAGAUAAAGUCUGCCGAUGGAGUACAUAGAGUUGGAGAAAUUAAGAAGAAAUGGAGUGGUUUUACUACAGAAGUUUUUACAGACGCUGAUAAUUUCAGCCUACGCUUUCCUGUGGAUUUAGAUGUUAAAAUUAAAGCUGUUUUACUCGGUGCCUGUAUUCUCAUCGAUUUCAUGUAUUUCGAACGAAGCGCCAAAAGGAGCUCUAUAUAGAAUUCGUAAAAUGCUUAAAGGAAUUCUAUUUACUGAUCUGAAAUGAAUAGUUUAUUGUUGUGCUCUAUUAUAAUACAAGGUAAACGGUUUGCAGUGAAGAAUCACUGUUGUUGAAAGCUUUCAACUUUACCUAAACUUUCUUACCUUAGAAUUCGCCAUAUUUUUUAUAUCAAAUUAUUAAUGAAUACUUGUAAUAUUGUUAACAAAUUUGAUGCACAAGUGCUAUUAAGUUAUCAGUAUCAUUGCUAUUUUUGUAUUCAAUAUUGGAACGAAUUUAUCAUAUAUUUGUAUGUGUGUAUAUAUAUUGCUCAUCUUCCUAUAAAGGUAUGUUCAGAAGUUCUCGAACAAAUACGUUUUACGACUUUUGUUACAAGAUUUCCGCAAUAUUUAUAAUGUUAUGAACACGAAUUAUUAGAUUGUAAGUUUUUAAUUUGCUUUAAUGCAGAUAUGUGUAUACGGUAUAUAUAUUAUACAGGCUAUUUUUGAAAUUAUGAUAUAAUCAGAAAGGAGGUGUAAAAGUAAGUUGAAAAUAUAGAAUGAAUUUGUUUAUAUCUGCCUAUUUCACUCAAUCUGAUUAGUUUCCGUUACUUUUAUUCAUUUUUAUGAAUAUCAAUCGGGAUGUAGUAUAAUUGUAACUAAUAUAGUUACUUUUAAUGACAUUUAUUUUAAUGGUUUAUAAAUUAUUGAAAAUGUCUUUGUAUCACAGAUGGAUACUAUGUACUUCCGUGGCGAAUUAAAGAAGCAUGAACUGAUGAUAAUGCGUUAAUUCCUAUAUCUUACAUUUCAUAUUGUUAGUUGAAUAAACCCGUAUUAAUGAAUAUUCAAACUCAAUUUUCUCGAAGAUGGAGCUCUAUACGAUUAUUAUUAUUUAUUCAUUAUCAUAUUAUUUAUUAUCAUAUUUUCGAUUUACUUCUACAUAAAGAAUCACCUGCUUUCUGUUUAUACUACUAUUUCAGGAACACUGUAUAUACAUAAGUUUUUAUAAUUGCGGGUCAUAUAUACUCUUUUUAUAUUUUUGUGCAUUUGUUUAAGGGCAUUAAAUAUUUGAACUGCCUGAAUAUUUAUGAGACAAUUUUAAUUACUCAUCAUAAACAAUGUUCAAAAAGACUUAAUUCUGUUUUAUGAUUGAAAGAUCUCCUAAUUGUCAUGUAAAGAUAUCAAAAGGAAUUAAGUUAAAUAAAGAAGGAGAAUUAUUGUGUAUGUUCUUUAUUCGUGUUUUAAAUUCACAUCUUCAUACAUCUGAUAGUGGAGCUGUUACCGCCUCAGCUGCAGCACAUAGUAUGCUAUAUUUGUCGCAGAUGUUCUUGGUUUUAUUAAAAAAAGAGAAUGGAAAAACAAUAUGUGUGUAACAUCCUUUCCUACACACGUUAGAAAACGGCCACCGAGAUGCUGCAGAUAUCGCACUCGUUGCGUUUUUUUAACACAUCAAGGACCGGAUUCACGCGCUAAAUUUAGGUUUCAAAAUGGAAACUUGACACUUCUUUGUCAUAUCUUCCAGUUUUUUAACGCUCCAGAAUCUUCUCUUAUUAUUUUCCGCAAUUUUUAUAAAAAAAAAAGAUAAUAAAAUUUAUACACACACUAAACUGUCGCAAUGAUUGAGCAUAAAUUCUUCCAUUUUUGGGGAAAGAUGAGAUAAUAUUACUUUUAAAAUAUAAAGAUUAAAGCCAAUACUUUCAGAAGAGUUUUGACAGUUCUCAAAGCGGCGGCAAUUCAGAUGUAGAAUUAUAUAAUUAAAUCCAGAUAUUGUAAUACUCUUGACAAAACAUUUCUUGCCUUUCUUUCAUCCAUACAAACUCGUCUUUUAUAUUGAUAUCAAACGACACGACUUAUUUUGUCGAAAAUAGGGUCAAAAAGGAUCGAUUUCUCGCAUGGAACACCGUACAAAAAUCCAGGGCGUCCUCAACGUGUUAAGCAAAAGGUCUCACGAUCCGUUUGUAGUUUUCGAUCAAUGUAAACGUCAUACAUAACGACAUAUCUCGUUUUUUCCCCUCGUCAUUCGACAUUAUUACAAAUGUUGAAUUAUUUCCAUCGCGAGACAACAUGGUGCAGAUACAACGAUACUUCCAGUUCAUAGUGGUAGAAAGAGAAAAGCAAAAGGUUCCAGGCAAAACGAAGAAAGGAAUGAUAGAGAAAAUGAAAGAAUACUGCGUGUAUUUUUUCUACAUGCUGGAUAUUACAUGUCCUUAGAAAAAAAAAGAAAGAAGAAAACAGGGUGAAAUAAAAUUAAAAUACUGUUAAAGAUAUAAUAUAAUGCGUAUUAUAUAGAACUUAUAAUACAAGCUUUUUCUUCUCUUUUCCAUUUUCUUUUUGUUCGUACGGAUUGAUACAAAGGAACUUGAGUCAACGUAAGAGACAAUAAUAAUAAUAUAAUAAUAAUAAUAAUAUAACGGUAAUAAUAUUAAUUAAUAAUAAUAAUAGUAAUCAUAUCGCGUGUGUAAAGGGGUAGGUGGAGACCGUAGAGACGUGCAAAAGUUCACCGUUCACGACAAUUCUAGAUAUUUUUUCAAAAAUUUAGCAUAUUUAAGAUUCGAUCUUUAGAUUUCGACUAGGCUAGCUAGAGUUUUAUAGAAUCAAUUUUUAUCGCGAACGGCGCUUACAUCGUCUCCGUUUGGAACUCUAAGAACGCGCUUUAUAGCUGCGUGAAGAGAUCUUAGCACA